Messenger RNA from Sphaerulina musiva SO2202, 3557 nucleotides. Its product is annotated as Arginase/deacetylase. The record is from RefSeq and is a predicted model, not a curated record. Gene Ontology annotation, biological process: chromatin organization. Gene Ontology annotation, molecular function: histone deacetylase activity. Gene Ontology annotation, cellular component: histone deacetylase complex. Lineage: Eukaryota; Fungi; Ascomycota; Dothideomycetes; Mycosphaerellales; Mycosphaerellaceae. Bases 211 to 2661 code for a protein of 816 amino acids. The transcript has 4 exons.
CCACAAUUACGUCUCUCCCUUGAAUCUUGUUGCCCACCACUCUGUUCCGCCGACGAUACUGAAGCCGCUCUCCCGUAGACUUUUACUAAUCGAACAGCGAGCGUCCCUUGCCGAAGUUCACAUCACAUCGCGUCCUCGCAUUUCACGUGCAUCUGGCCCGGCAUGCGCCACAGCUCAUGGUGACCGGCUUCCACUUGCUCGUCCUCCGUCAUGGAGCAAGAUGAGGCACAGGACAUGGUCAUGUCUGACGCCGACGUGAUCUGCUCGACGGAGAAUCACUCCUCCCUUUUGACGCAUAGCGCAGGCGAGAACGUGACCGGCAAGCAAGCACUCGGGACGUUCGACGGCACGGGACAACUGCCACGGCCGCACUACCUGGAAAGUACUGGCAAAGGCAAAGGCAAAGGCAAUUCGCAUCAGUCUGACGCUCGGGAUCAUCUGUUGGUCGCUCGCAAGGAUGCACCGAAACCUGCCAAGUACGCCAACUUGCCCUAUAGUACUCUCCAGACCGGGCUGGUCUACGAUGUCCGCAUGCGCUUCCAUGUCGAGGCCGAGCCACCAGAAGACGACUUGCAUCCCGAGGAUCCGCGACGUAUACAUGCCAUUUUUGAAGCAUUCGUCAACGCUGGAUUGGCGUGGAGAGAGGGCGAAUCGGGUCCCGUGAACGACCACUAUAUGGGACGUAUAGAUGCCCGAAUGGUCACACGCGAUGAAGUCUGCCUCGUUCACACCCUUAACCACUGGCAUUGGGUCCAGUCUCUCAGCGUCUUGAGCACCGAAGAACUUGGAAAUGAGUUGCAACAUCCACCGCAUGGGAAUGACUCGAUAUACCUAUCCAACAGCACGCCGUACUGCGCAGCCCUGUCUGCGGGCGGUGCAAUCGAGGCUUGCCGUGCCAUCAUUCUAGGUAAAGUCAAGAAUGUGUUUGCUGUAAUUCGACCACCUGGCCAUCACGCGGAGCGCGAGGACGCUAAGGGUUUCUGCUUCUAUGACAAUGUGAGCAUUGCUACGAAAGCAUGCCAACGUGAAUUUAAAGAUUCAUGCCGUAAAGUUUUCAUCCUCGACUGGGACGUGCACCACGGGAAUGGUAUACAGCAGGCCAACUACGACGACCCUAACGUGCUCUAUGUGUCGUUGCACGUUCAUAAGAGAGGCAACUUCUACCCAGAGCACUCAUACCGGGACAACAGAGUAUCAUAUGGCGACCACCUGCAUUGCGGCGAGGGCGCUGGACUCGGCAAGAAUGUCAACAUUCCGUGGACGAAGCAAGGCAUGGGUGAUGCCGAUUACCUCUAUGCUUUCCAGCAGGUAGUGAUGCCCAUCGCUACCGAGUUCGACCCGGACUUGGUGAUUAUUGCAGCAGGAUUUGAUGCUGCUGAAGGUGAUAUGCUAGGUGGCUGCAAAGUGACCCCUGCCGGAUACGCUCACAUGACACACAUGCUCAUGUCCCUCGCGGACGGCAAGAUGGCCGUGUGUCUAGAAGGAGGCUACAAUCUGGAAUCCAUUGCCAGGUCUGCUACCGCUGUGGCACGGACGUUGAUGGGAGAGCCUCCUGAUAGACUCACGCAAACUGUUGCUAGCGUUUCUGGUAUUGACGAUGUGAAGCUUGUUGCACGACAACAAAGCAAGUUCUGGACCUCUCUGUAUCCCAAGGACAUUUCCGAGAGGCUCAAUGGCCCUCUCCAUGGCGAGCGCAUGCACAAUAUUGUUCGAGGAUGGCAGGCUAAGACGCUAUGGGAAGAAUAUCGCAUGACUCCAUUGUUCGUGCACCGAGAGCAACUAGCCAAGGAAUUUGAGGACCAAGUCCUUGCAACACCAAAUUAUGGUACAGCACGAGCGCUGCUCAUCGUGCUGCACGACCCGCCCGAAGUCCUUUCCUCGCCUGAUCCACGGACAGGCAAGAUCGAGCUCCAUAACACCUGGCUGACUGAUAUUGUGAAGACUUAUGUUGACGAAGCCUGCAAGGCCGGAUUUGGUGUCAUCGACGUUAACCUGCCGAGGUACAUUACUGAUUUCGAAUCAGAUACGCAGGAGCAUCAGUCCAACGACGAUGUUGAUUUCCGGAUCAAGGAAGCCAAGCAGCUCCUGAAAUAUCUCUGGGACAACUAUGUCACCCUGAAUGAAAGUACACAUGUCUACCUGAUGGGAACUAAUACUGGCCAUGGCGCAAUUAUUGGCUUCCUGAAGGAUAGCCAGGAGACUGUUCUCCGAGAGUACAACGACCGAGAGGAGCACCACAAGACUCUCAAGGCGAUCACAUUCGUCGAGGACGUGUCGCUGAUGUCCUGUAAGUCACUCGUGGGCGGCGACGAUGACCUUCCGAAUUGGUACUACCGCAACUCGCUCGUGCUCGUGGCGCAUGAGCAUGCGUACUUUGCAAGCGACUUUGCACGUAAGCCGAAGAGGAGAUUCGGCCGUGUCAUCAGGAGUGAAAAGAACACCAUCACAGACAUGCUGCUGGAGCACAAGGGAGACGUGUUUGAAGUUCUGUUGGAGGAUGCCGACGCCUGGAGAGAGGACAAACCCAAACAUGGGGAUGACGAGGUGGCACCACUCGCACCACUGCCGCCGCCAGCCAAAACUGCGACUGCUCUGGCUUUGCCAUCAGUGACAGAUGCCAAUGGCGCGGCGACAGUGAAUGGCAACAGGGGUCCGCAAUGAUUGCCGCAGUAGAACGCGAGCGGUAUUCCCCGUGAGCCGAACGAGAUACUUCAGGAUAGAGAUAGCCUAGAGCGAAGAGCUCGAGUGGAACGAAGAGCAAAAUGAUGGGCAGGAGGAACCCCAGCAUGAGCGUGACUGGACGGAGGGUUGAGCCUGGGCCUGAACGCUACUCGACUGGAGACGGGCACACCACUGGCUCCUUUUCAAGACUCGCCGUAGGUACAACACAGCAACCUCUGUGAACCGCCAAGCGGGGUGCUUUUACUUUCUGCGAAGCUGGGAUCAUUGUGGUAAAUGUGCCCUGAGUGCAUAGCAUUAUGCGCCGCAACGUGCACAACAUGAGAAAGGCCAUGAAUUUGGUCGUGAUCACGAAGCACAAUCGCGAAGCCCACGUGAGCAAUGCUAUCUCCAUCGAUUACCCUGCAAAAGAAAAAAAAGUCCAUUCAUGCCCUUCGUUCCGCAAUGGCCCACCAAUUGUCCUUCUCAUACCCAGCCUCUAGCACAUGUCCGCCGGCGGCACUCAGAUCCGCUUCCAAUUCUCCCCGUCUAUACAAAUGAUAAUACCGCUGAAACGUCCGAUCCGCCUCCCCUUUUGUCUUCUUCACCCACGGCACCAUGACAUCCUGGUCCAUACCCUCAUGCCACCCCCGUCGACUCCCCUCUUGCUCCAAUGCCCAGCAAUAAAUUAAUGCUUUUCCCCCGCUCGGCUUGAGCGUGUCGAGAAUGGCGCGGAGGGCUUCGAUGCGCCUUGCCGAUGUCGAGAGGUGAUGCACUACGGCGAUACUGAUGGCGAAAUCAAAGGUUUGCGAGGGGUGGGGGAGGUCGAGGAUGUCUGCUAUGCAGACUGAAUGCGGUUGGUGGUGGCGAGAGGAGGAGGUGGUGGAGGAGGAGGCUAU